Bufo bufo (common toad) is the source of this 4922-nucleotide messenger RNA. RefSeq names its product diaphanous related formin 3 (gene DIAPH3). Gene Ontology annotation, molecular function: microtubule binding; actin binding; small GTPase binding. NCBI's taxonomy places the organism in Eukaryota, Metazoa, Chordata, Amphibia, Anura, Bufonidae. Gene Ontology annotation, cellular component: cytoplasm; actin filament. Gene Ontology annotation, biological process: actin cytoskeleton organization; actin filament polymerization. The record is from RefSeq and is a predicted model, not a curated record.
CCCUGUGUGUCCGGGAGCUCAGCUGGGCACUGGCUGGGUGACCUCUCCCUGGCAGCAGCGCAUAAGUGGAUCACUCCUCCCAACCUCCGCCGCGCUAAUCGGAUUCCUCCUCCUAAUCCUCUGUCACAGCGGCCAGGUGACAGACAUCUGCUCUGUUCUGCCUAUGGAUCUGUCACGAGCUAAAAUGAACCGCAAACAGCGAGGGGUGCCGGGGGCCGGCUAUCCGGAUUAUCAGACGGGAGAGGACGGAGACAGGAAGAUCUCCAAAUUUCAAAUAAACAAACUAAGAAACUUGACUGAUGAUGUGUUGGAUAGAUUUGCCAGCAUUAGAAUUCCUGGAAGCAGAAAAGACCGGCCUAAUUUGCAUUAUAUGAAGAGCUCCAACACUGGCAGCGACUGGUCCACAUCGUCGGAAUAUGAAGACUUUCCUCAGAAGCAGCUGUCAGAUAAGGAAAUCUUGGCGCUGUUUGAAAAAAUGAUGGAAGAUAUGAAUUUAAAUGAAGAUCGAAAAGCACCGCUGCGUGAGAAAGACUUUGCAACCAAGAAAGAGAUGGUCAUGCAGUAUAUUAGCACCGCUUCAAACGUUGGAAGCCUCAAGAGCAGCAGACAGAUCUCACCACAGGAAUUCAUUCAUGAACUCAAAUCGGGCUCUACAGAUGAAAGGCUUGUCUCCUACUUAGACUCGCUUCGUGUCUCUCUGACCAGCAAUCCUGUCAGUUGGGUUGAAAGCUUUGGUCAUGAUGGACUUGGUUUACUUUUAGACAUCUUAGAAAGGAUGGUGGAUGGAAAACGACAUGAAAAAAUAGAGAAACGGAUUCAACACAAAGUCAUCCAGUGCCUGAAGGCAUUAAUGAACAACAAGUAUGGAUUGGAAAGAAUUAUGGGAGAAGAAAGGAGUCUUUCAUUAUUGGCCAAAGCCAUGGAUCCUAAACAAGCGAAUAUGAUGACGGAUGUAGUGAAGUUAUUGUCUGCUAUAUGCAUUGUUGGAGAGGAGAACAUUCUUGAAAAAGUCUUGGAUGCAAUAACCACAGCGGCAGAAGAAAGGGGAAUUGCCAGGUUUAGCCCAAUUGUUGGAGGUCUUAAGCACAAUAUUGUCCAGCUGCAGGUGGCGUGUAUGCAGCUCAUCAAUGCACUUGUUACAUCGCCUGAUGAUCUGGACUUCAGACUUCACAUCAGAAAUGAAUUUAUGCGCUGCGGAUUGAAGGCGAUAUUGCCACAAUUAAAGAAUGUCCGCAAUGACGCGUUGGACAUCCAGCUGAGAGUGUUUGAUGAGCACAAAGAAGAAGAUAUGAUUGAGUUCUCUCACCGCCUUGACGAUGUCCGAUUGGAAAUGGAUGAUGCCAGCGAUGUUUUCAGCGCUCUGUGGAAUUCGGUCAAAAACUCGUAUUCUGAAGGAUAUUUUCUUUCCAUUCUUCAACAUCUUCUAAUAAUCCGCAAUGACUGUUUUGCAAGGCCACAGUAUUUCAAAAUAAUAGAAGAGUGCGUAUCCCAGAUAGUGCUGCAUCGUAGCGGUGUCGACCCUGAUUUCUCUUACAGGAAAAGAUUAGAUGUGGAUUUCAGUUACUUGCUUGAUGUUUGUAUUGACAAAGCCAAGACAGAAGAAUAUGAAGAAAGAUACCUGGAGAUGACUAAAAAAUACGAAGAGGAAUUUACAAUUCGCCAAGAGACCCAGUCCCAAUUGCAGAAAAAUGAAGAAAAAAUCAAUGAACUUCAAGCGGAAUUACAGGCUUUUAAAUCCCAGUAUGGUAUCUCUGCAAAAUUGCCACAUCCAGAAGCCCCAAAAGCUCCACCACCACCUGGACCAGCAUUUGGAUCUGUGCCUCCACCACCACCGCCUCCACCACCACCCCCACCGCCUCCACCACCACCCCCACCGCCUCCACCACCUCCUAUGGCUGGAGGACGUCCUGGAGCUCCACCAUUGCCUGGGUUUGGUCCAGGGCAGUAUUCCCCUCCUGCUAAGUCUCUCCCUUUUGGCUUAAAACCUAAAAGAGAGUUCAAACCAGAAAUGGGAAUGAAGAGGCUAAAUUGGCAAAAAAUUCGGCCAAAUGAAAUGACAGAGAAUUGUUUCUGGGUAAAUGCAAAGGAGGACAAAUUUGAAGAUAAGGAUUUAUUCUAUCAUCUGGAGAAUACCUUCUCAUGUCAAAGAAAAGUAAAAAAAGAUGAUGAAGUUGAUGACCCAGUGUUUACGAAGAAACGAAUAAAGGAGCUUAAAGUUUUGGAGCCAAAAAUUGCCCAAAAUCUAUCCAUUUUUCUGGGUUCAUACCGUUUGCCUUAUGAAGACAUUAAAAAAAGUAUAUUGGAAAUUGAUGAAACACAGCUGACGGACUCCAUGGUGCAGAAUCUAAUAAAAAAUAUGCCUGAACAAACUCAGUUAACGGCAUUGGCCAAACUGAAGGGUGAAUACUGCAGCCUGUCAGAGCCUGAGCAGUUUGGUGUUGUGAUGAGCAGCGUGAAGAGGCUCAUUCCGCGUCUAAACGCAAUUCUAUUUCGCCUUCAAUUUGAAGAGCAAGUAAACAACAUCAAACCAGAUAUUAUGGCUGUCAGUGAAGCGUGCGAGGAGAUAAAGAAAAGCAGGAGCUUCGCCAAACUGCUGGAGAUGGUGUUACUCAUAGGAAACUAUAUGAAUGCCGGAUCCCGAAAUGCUCAGACGUUUGGAUACAACCUCAGCUCUCUUUGCAAACUAAAAGACACAAAAUCAGUAGACCAGUCAACAACACUCCUUCACUUUCUGGCUGGAUUAUGUGAAAAGAAGUUCCCUGAGGUCCAGGCAUUUGUGGAGGAUAUACAGACUGUAGACAAAGCAAGUAGAGUGUCUGCAGAAAAUCUGGAAAAGACAAUGAAGCAAAUGGAACGCCAACUCCAGCAGCUUGAGAAGGAUUUGGAUACCUUUCCCCCGUCUGAUGACGUACAUGACAAGUUUGUGACCAAAAUGUCCAGUUUUGCUGUAUGCGCAAGAGAGCAAUUUAAAAAGCUGUCACGAAUGUAUGAAAACAUGGAGAAGCUCUAUCAAAGUGUCAUGGAAUUUUACGUUCUGGAUGCAAAGAAGGUUUCUGUGGAGGAAUUCUUUACGGAUCUGAAUAACUUCAGGACCAUGUUUGUGCAAGCAACAAAAGAAAAUAUCAGACGGCGAGAAGCAGAAGAAAAACAAAAGAGAGUCAGGCUGGCAAAAGAACUGGCAGAGAAAGAGAAAGAAGAAAGGCAGAAGAAGAAAAAGCGUCUGCUGGAAAAGAACAGAGAGGGCGAAGAGACUGGCGUGAUGGAUAGCCUGCUCGAGGCCCUGCAAUCCGGAGGCUUUCGAGACCGGAGGAAACGGACGCCGAGGCCUAAAGAUAUACAGGACAAUCUCAGUCUGUCAUCAGAGAGGCCUAUUCUAAAGCCUUGUAACCAUGAAAACCAAAAACCUCAAUUUGAGAGAUCACGUUCACGACCAAAUAUCCACUCUACAGCUGCAAGGGCUCCAGUUGCUAAGGAACUCAGUUAUGAGUCGGAAUCUCAUGCGUCUGCAACAAGAAGCAAGGUUACCGCCAGAAAAGAGGUGUGCAACUCAGAAGGGCACAGAGACAAAGGGGCAGGUCACAGCACUGCUGUCAAGGCAGAGUCAAUUCCAGAGGUUGAAGCUUUACUUGCAAGGCUGCGGGCUCUCUAACAAAGUGGUUUGGUUCUUCCGGCUUUUCUCAAACACACAUAAAUAAAACCAUGUGCCGAUCUGCAAGUAACCAUGGAAAGCUUUGUGUGCAGUCUCAAGCAUUCAAUAACUGUCUAUAAAAGUGGGAUUUUUACUAUUCUCUCUAUGGACUCAAGCUUUAAAAUGCAGUAAUAUAGUAUAUACCAACCAUGCAGACUGUGUGCAGUCUCAAGCAUUCCAUAACUUCCAAUUCAAGUGAGUUUUCUACCAUUCCCUCCAUGGACCCAAGCUUAGAAAUGCAAUAAUAGUCUAUACAGAACAUAAGAGUUAAUUACUCUAGUUCAGCACCGCAGUACAUAGCUCUCUUACCAUUGCUUCCAACCGGCUCUGGAUAGAGGUCUACUUCUAGUUUUUCAACAAUAACCAAUGGUUAUUUUGUCUUUCAUUUUUGGUACUUAAAAUGAAAAACCAUUUUGAAUUAGUUUUUUCUUUUUCACACUUGAUCUCCAAUAUAUUCAGUCCUAUUUAUAAUGAUGCCCCAAAGUCCCAGGUUCUGCGGCUUAGUAAGUGUCAUUUCUUCUAUUUCUUAUUUGCUUAUGUAGGGAAAAUAGCUCCUUCAAAAACAUUAGCAGUUUAGCAACUCCUUAAAGGGGUUGUCCCAGAAAAAUAACAUGGCCACUUAUCCUCUGGAUAGGUGAUAAAUAUCUGAUCGAUUCGGUCCGACCAAUGGCAUUGCACAUUCUUAACUUCUGUUUCAUUCAAACAGUGGACACAGGGUCUCCCUUCUCAUGAACAGUAAAGGCCCCUUUUGUCAGACCUGCAGUAAUCAGAUACUUACCGCUUAUCAUCUGGAGAGGUGAUAACUUGUAAUUCUGUGGCAACCACAUUAAGGAAAUUGAAUUCUAGCAUUUCUGUUCUUGGAAUGACUGCUUUAUCACAUGUUGUAAUAAAUAUUUCUUGAAGGUGCAGUUUCACUUCUGUCCAUCAGUUAACUGUUUAAAUUCAUAUUCUACAUCUAUAUUCUAAGUAACUAUGCAAUUAUUAUUAUUUAUUUUCAUUUCACUUAUGAUCCCUAGUUACAACCUGCACUAUACUCCAGAGCUGCAUUCACAAUUCUGGUGGUUGAUUAUUGGUCUAAGCAGAUCAUUUUUUGAUAGUUGCAGCUUAGCAGAACACUUAUAAUGCUGCUAAGUGUGGCAUUGUUUGAAUAGAUGAUGAACAAGCAAUAGGGGUUUAAAGGGGCUUCUGAGAUUUUGAUACUGAUGACCUAUCCUCAGGAUAGGUCAUCAGUAUC